UUAGAAAUAAACAACGAUUCUAUUGAUAUUAAUUGUUGUAAUUAGUAAAGGAUUGGAGACUGAACAAUACAAUGAACAAGGAAAUAAAGAUGAUAAUAAACGUGAAGAUAACAUGAUUGAUUCAACAAGAAUUAAACAACAUAAACAUGAGAAUAAAUAUAACAAUGAUGAAAAUACACAAAAUCAAACAUAUAAUCGGUUGACUAAUACCAUUCAAAAUAUUUAUAAUAAUAUACAUUUGAUAGCUGAAGCACCAUCAGAAUCAGUACCACAAGCUCUAAAAGAUAAUUCAGCAACAGUAUCACAUGGAGGUUCAACACUAUCAGGACAAGGAAAUGAAGAAACAACACAUGGAGAUGCAACACAAGCAUUGCCACAAGGAGUAUCAGUACCACCAGCACAAGGAGAUAAAAGUCCAUCACCACCAGCAUCAGCAGAAAAUCCACAAGCAUCAAAAGGAAGUGAACCACCAGCAAAACCAUCAGAAGAAAAAUCACCACAACCAGGAGUGUCAUCAUCAGGAGAACCAUCACCAGCCCCAUCUAAACAAGUAUCUGGAGGAUCACCAUCACCAGCAUCUCAAUCAGGAGCUGUAACACCAGAGGCACCAGCAUCUCAACAUGGACCAACACCAGUAGAAGGAGGUUCAGUAACAACAGGAGGAGAUACUAAUCAAGUACUACCUAAACCAGAAAAACCACAACCUACAGAAACAAAUGCACAAACUCCUCCAACAACAUCACAACAAGAACAACCUCCAUCAGUUCCAGCCUCAACACAACCAGCAUCAGGAAAUGAACAAACAACACAAUCAACAAAAGGGCAAAACCCACAAAACUCACCAUCAACACAAUCUGGAGAAACAUCAGAUGGACAAAAACAAGGACAACCACCAUCAACUUCAUCACAACCAUCAUCAUCAGGUGAUUCAACACAACAAUCACCACAGUCACCAACGACACAAACGACUUCCUCCUCAACAACAAAUACCCCACAAACAUCACAACCACAAACUAACACAAACCCUUCAACUGUAACACCAUCAAAAGAUAAGCCAAACACAGCACCAAACGACGACUCACAAAAAGAAAAGCCACAACCACAACAAACAAAGCCAGAAGAAAAACCACAACCACCAUCACAACCACAGCAAAAUCAACCACAACAACAAAAUGAAAAACAAGAUAAUAAAAAUACAACUACUUCUGAUAAUUCACAUGAUAAAAUUAUUGUUAGUUCUGAUGAUAUUUCUGAUAAUCACAAUAAUCUUGAUGGUGCAUCACCCGUGUUUAUGUUGUUGGCUUUUGUUAUUCAGUUGAUAUUCUUCUAA
Messenger RNA from Entamoeba histolytica HM-1:IMSS, 1330 nucleotides. RefSeq lists its product as uncharacterized. The coding region runs from base 113 to 1330 and encodes 405 amino acids. The transcript has a single exon. NCBI's taxonomy places the organism in Eukaryota, Evosea, Mastigamoebida, Endamoebidae. The record is from RefSeq and is a predicted model, not a curated record.